Messenger RNA from Sorghum bicolor (sorghum), 1417 nucleotides. RefSeq lists its product as uncharacterized. Lineage: Eukaryota; Viridiplantae; Streptophyta; Magnoliopsida; Poales; Poaceae. The record is from RefSeq and is a predicted model, not a curated record. Bases 419 to 1096 code for a protein of 225 amino acids. The transcript has a single exon.
CUUUUCUCGGUGCAUGCCCAUAAUUCCUGGCGACCAUGAAACUUUGCAUCCAUGUGAUGCUGAACCUUCCUGGAAGAAGAAGAAGAAGAAGAUUGCAUGGUGCGGCCAUGGUGGUGAGAACUGAGAAGAGGUCGUCGACACUCGCCACCCCGGCCGGCCUGCCUGCAGCCUAUAUAUAUCCAUGAAACCCUUCAGACCAAACUCCAUGCCAAAACACACAGCAGGUCGUUGCAUUGCAUUUGCAUGCAUGCACACUUCAUUAGCCAAUAGCUAUUAGCUAUAUAUAUUCCAGCCACUUCUCGUUCCCCCUUGUACAAAGCAAUCGACGAGCUAGCUAGCUAGCAGUGCCAUUGUUGAUCUGUAACAUAGAGCAUAUAUUUCUUGGCCCAUAUAUUCCCCAUUUGGAAGAUAAGAUAGGAUGAAGAAGGCGUCCAGGUACCUGAAGCAGCUCUUCUCCGCCAUCGUGGCGGCGGUGAAGGCCAGGUCCACCGCCGUGGGCACCAAGGCCAGCUCCCUGCGGACGCGCCUCAUCGUGCUCGGCAUCAUGCGCAACAAGAAGCUCCUGCUCAGCGCCAUCCAGAGCAAGAUCCACGCCAUCAUGGGCGGCGGCAGUAGUGGCCACCACCAGCACCAGGGCAGCAGCAGCAGCGGCGGCUACGGCGGCAAUAAUGGCAAUGCGGUGGCCAGCGGCCACGGCGGCGGCGGUGAGGGCGAGCGCGGCCUCUUCCUAGCCAGCAGCAGCGGCGCCAGGAAGGCCGCGGUGCUGCAGAGCCUGCCGAGCUUCGCCGUGGAGCAGGAGGCGAGGGCCGUCGUGCUGCUCAGCAGCCUGCCGAGCUUCGCGCUGGAGCGGGACGCCGGCGGCGCCAACGAGGACAAGGACACCGUCGAAGAAGCAGCAGCAGGCGAGAAGCUUCUGCUUGCUACCGUGGACACCACCGCCGCGGCUCCGGGGUCGGCGGCGGAGGGGGAGUUCCGGCUGGAGGACGAGAUCGACCGCGUGGCGGACGUGUUCAUCAGGCGCUUCCACGAGCAGAUGAAGCUGCAGAAGCUCGAGUCCUUCAAGAGGUUCUGCGAGAUGCUGGAGAGGGGCGCCUGAAUCUGAAUGUCCCACAUUCCCACUCGCACUGCCAAUCUUCAUGCAUGGUUACGUUCAUCUAAAAAUAAUUAUUAAUCAAGAAAGAUCGACUUCUGUCGGGGUCGAUCGGCCGGGGUGUAGUUAGUUACUUCUGAUUAGAAUAAGUGACAAGAAAUCGAGUUUUUGUUUCUUGGAUUUUCGUACUUUAAUUUGGGAGUCUUCGUUUGAAUGUGGGGAGCAGAAUGAUGGGCUCGUGCUCCUUUUUUUUAUGGGAGAAUUGGUGUGAUCAAGUCCGAUGUACUAUUACUUGACGGUUAUAAAAGUUAACUAAACACUAAAUGA